AUGGUAAUAAUUCCAUCCAGGCGUCAUGCGGAAAAGAGGCAACAAGCAAGUCAACAGAAUCGCCCACAACAACGUGCUAUAAAACUGUGUCUCGCCAAAGCCGGUCUGUUUUGCGAUGCAGAGAUUUGUAGCCGACGUAUCAAGAAAUCUCGCUUCUCAAAGAAGAAAAUAUUUGGCCACUUGCGCGUUGCAGCUUCGCAAUUGUUCACUUUUUUUUUUCUCUCGUCUCAAUCCCAGUCCUCUGUUAUUCCUAUUCGUUUCAUGAACAUCACUAGUUUUGAUCCUUCAAUGGCUUCUGAGUAUUCAGGGACUUCCGUUACCCUUGAUACAAUCAAUCCCAAGGUUUUGAACUGCGAGUAUGCUGUCCGUGGAGAAAUUGUUACCCUUGCUCAGAAAUUACAACAAGAGUUGAAGGACAAUCCAGGUUCUCGUACUUUUAAUGAGGUGUCUUGUGUUUAUAAUUUGAUAGGACCCCUUGCUGCUCGUGCUCAACUCGAGGAAUUCCCCUGCAAUUGGUUCUCCUAUUGCUCUAAUGGAUCUGGCUCCUGCUACUGUGGUUGUUGCCGUGGUUACUGCUGA
Fraxinus pennsylvanica is the source of this 579-nucleotide messenger RNA. NCBI's taxonomy places the organism in Eukaryota, Viridiplantae, Streptophyta, Magnoliopsida, Lamiales, Oleaceae. The record is from the annotation of a GenBank genome assembly.